This is a messenger RNA of Astyanax mexicanus (Mexican tetra), 2666 nucleotides long. RefSeq names its product solute carrier family 1 member 7a (gene slc1a7a). The transcript has 11 exons. Gene Ontology annotation, molecular function: neutral L-amino acid transmembrane transporter activity; glutamate:sodium symporter activity; L-glutamate transmembrane transporter activity. Gene Ontology annotation, biological process: L-glutamate transmembrane transport. Lineage: Eukaryota; Metazoa; Chordata; Actinopteri; Characiformes; Acestrorhamphidae. Bases 290 to 2017 code for a protein of 575 amino acids. Gene Ontology annotation, cellular component: plasma membrane. The record is from RefSeq and is a predicted model, not a curated record.
AAGAAAAUCAGAUAGACUGCAGCUGUGCCACAGUGUAAUGGGCUUUAUUCUUGCCAGGAGUGACCAACAGUGGACUGUCCAUAAACAGCGUCCUUCAAAUAGGGCCGUGAAACCACCUUCUCCAGCAGGAUCUUCUCUCAGAUCAUCCUUCCUGAACUUCUUCUCCAUGUGCAUUCUCCAUGUGACCUCCUCCCUUGGACCAGUUGGACCAUUGAGCCGGGUCAAGUGCAUGGCUGAGUGAAGAGUGAAGAGUGAACUUGAGUGAGGUGGACCGUGGAGACUCAUCACCAUGGCUCUGGGUGCAGUAUGGGGCCGGGUGAAGAAUGUCUGCCAGCAGAAUGGCCUCCUCAUCAUGUCUGUUAUGGCCGUGGUGGUCGGCUGUCUGCUGGGAUUCUUCCUGCGCUCCAAACACCUCUCCGAGCAGGAGGUGAAGUACUUCCAGUUCCCCGGAGAGCUGCUCAUGAGGAUGCUGAAAAUGCUCAUCCUGCCUCUUGUCGUAUCCAGUUUGAUGUCUGGUCUUGCAGCCCUGGAUGCCAAGUGCUCCAGUCGGCUGGGCAUCAUGACCAUCUCCUACUACCUGUGGACCACCUUUGUAGCCGUGGUUGUGGGUAUCGUCAUGGUGAUCAUCAUCCACCCGGGCGGGGCCGCGCAGAAGGAGGACUCAGAGGACAGCGGCAAGCCCAUCAUGAGCUCAGCGGACGCCCUGCUGGAUCUUAUCCGCAACAUGUUCCCUGCAAACCUGGUGCAAGCAACAUUUCAGCAGUACCGCACCAAGAGCAUCCCCAUCUUAAAGCCCAGGCCUACAGUCAGCCAGGACAUAAUGGAGACCACCACCAGGCGGAUCUUCAUCUACGGCAUCCAGGAUGACAACGGAACCGACAUCCAGAACUUUUCUCUGGACUUAACUCCACCCCCAGACGUGGUUUUCAGAUCACUCCCGGGAACCAGCGAUGGCAUGAACGUCUUGGGUAUCGUCAUCUUCUCCGCUACGAUGGGCAUUAUGCUGGGAAGGAUGGGACCCAAUGGCAGUGCCCUUGUAAACUUCUGCCAGAGUCUGAACGAAGCUGUUCUGAAAAUCGUAGCCAUUGUUAUCUGGUAUUUCCCAUUUGGGAUCGUCUUCCUGGUGGCUGGGAAAAUCUUAGAGAUGGAUGAUCCGUCUGCGAUGGGGAAGAAACUCGGCUUCUAUGCCAUCACUGUUGUCAUGGGACUCGUUCUCCACGGCCUCUUCAUCCUGCCUUCCAUGUACUUUUUCAUUACCAAGAAAAGCCCUAUUGUCUACAUUCGAGGAAUUCUACAGGCUCUGCUCAUCUCACUCGCCACUUCAUCCAGCUCUGCCACACUGCCUAUCACUUUCAAGUGCCUCCUGGAGAACAACCACAUCGACCGGCGCAUCAUCCGCUUUGUGCUGCCCGUGGGUGCCACCAUAAACAUGGACGGCACUGCACUCUACGAGGCUGUGGCGGCCAUCUUCAUCGCUCAGGUCAACAACUAUGAGCUGGACUUUGGACAGAUCAUUACCAUUAGCAUCACCGCCACGGCGGCCAGCAUCGGCGCCGCAGGAAUUCCUCAGGCAGGACUGGUAACAAUGGUGAUCGUUUUGACCUCGGUGGGGCUGCCCACAGAUGACAUCACACUCAUAAUCGCUGUGGACUGGGCUCUGGAUCGCUUCAGGACGAUGGUGAACGUGAUGGGUGAUGCUCUUGCCACGGGUAUCAUGGCACACAUAUGCAGGAAAGACUUUAUAAAGGAAGGCGAAGAGAUCCCUCUCAUUUGUGAAACCAAGCCCAUGAUCAGCAUCCAGCAGAUGAUGUCCUACCAGAAAAACGGCUGCUUCCAGCCUCCUCCUCGAGGCCCCAGGAUACAGGAGCCCCUCUCUCCGGACGUGGCUCGCCUCAUGCAGCUAGAGGAGGGCAUCCGGCCGGCCGAGAAGAAGAAAUCCUCGCACCAACAUAAGAAAGAAGACAAGGACCUGGACCACUGCACCAUCGACAUGAACGGCCUUGAGACCAACGUCUAGACUCCCUCAGACCCGACGGGCCGGAGAAGACAGUGCCUGGUGUGCAGCCUCCCCCUCCAAGUAGCGAAAAAAAAAAAAAACGAUGGGAUGCUGAGACUGAAGCAUCUAGCUGCCCCCUGUCGUUUCUUGAUGUUCGUAAUUGUUUCACAAUGCAAUCGAGAGUGUCACCAUUGCCUGGAUCCCUCAGGUACGAAUGUGUGCUUGUAGCUGGACUUCAUAGACUUAAGAGAAUUUAUGAAAUUGUAUUAGAUUGAAGGGAGGAUUGAGGAUUAAGGAUUAAGGACUGGGGAUUGCAGAAACUUGGACCUACCUCUGGGAUCUUCACAGAGUAUCACAGAGCAAUUAUUAUUAUCGUUACUAAUAUUACUAUGGGCUCAUACUGCAGAGCUCAGUCUGGGCCUAUCCAUGUGUGUGGAGCAUUACAAGAGGAAAAGACUCUUAUUAUUGGUUUAUAAGCUCAUUUAACUCAUAUACUGUAUGUCUUGGAUACUCCUCCCUGGGACAUGGCCAAACAAGACACUAAUAUGUUGGCGUUUCAUAUAUUGGUGACUGUAUGUUCUUCUUUUCCCCCCUUGUUAUUGUUUUUUUUAUUUUUAUAAAGCCUUCCUGCUCUGCUGUUUCCCAGUUCAAAGUUUAAGGUUGAAUAACC